This is a messenger RNA of Halteromyces radiatus, 753 nucleotides long. RefSeq lists its product as uncharacterized. The record is from RefSeq and is a predicted model, not a curated record. The annotation marks the transcript as partial. The transcript is spliced from 2 exons. Gene Ontology annotation, biological process: regulation of transcription by RNA polymerase II. Gene Ontology annotation, molecular function: RNA polymerase II cis-regulatory region sequence-specific DNA binding; DNA-binding transcription factor activity. NCBI's taxonomy places the organism in Eukaryota, Fungi, Mucoromycota, Mucoromycetes, Mucorales, Cunninghamellaceae.
UUUGUUGCAAACAAUUCACCCAACAUCUCUACACCUUUUUUGGAAUCUAGUGUUGACGAAGCUUUAUCGCCAGCUUGCUUUUCACCUUAUCAAACUUCGCCUUUUAUGACACAACAACAACAUAUUUCUUAUCAUCCUUCUACUACAGAUGUUGCUGUUGGUCAAUACAUUGAUCAAAAUGAUAGAACCGUUGUGAAAAGUGAACCUGUUUUUACUGGAGAUCCUAUGGAACUACUUAUUGACAAAUCGAAGGCAUCUACUACAAGUCCCUCACCAACUGAUAACAUCACCACUCCACUUUUUGUUCCUAUCGGAUCAACUGGCAGCAAUGAAAAUGAAUUUCUACAUCAUCAUCAUCAACAACAACAACAACAACAACAGCAACAACAAAUGAAUAAUAGUGAUGCAAGUUUCCAUUCAACCGAUAGCGAAUCUGAUCAUAAGAAACGACGCAGCACCAAAACAACUCGAGUGAAUCAAAAUGAAAAACGAUAUGGAUGUCCUAUUUGUCGACGCAAAUUCUCAAGACGAUACAACCUCAAUACUCAUAUUCGAACUCACAACGCUAAUCGCAUCAAGGAAUUUGCCUGUGAUAUAUGUGGCACUGCUUUCGAUCGAAAACAUGAUCGUGAUCGUCAUUUGGGCUCAGUUCACUAUGGAAAUCGUUCUUAUUCUUGCAAUCAUUGUAGUGCCACCUUCUGCCGCAGAGAUGCCUUGGCCCGUCACACUGUCAAAUCUCAUUCUGACUCAUAA